Knipowitschia caucasica is the source of this 1968-nucleotide messenger RNA. Lineage: Eukaryota; Metazoa; Chordata; Actinopteri; Gobiiformes; Gobiidae. The record is from the annotation of a GenBank genome assembly.
AUGAAGACGCCUUUCCUGGAGCACUGGAGUCAACGCAAGCACAGAGAUGAGGUUUUGGAGAGGAGGAAGCAACUCCAACUCACCCCUGCGCAACUGUCUAGUUUGUCCGGUGACAGUGAUGUUCGAGCAGCGCUGCAGAAAAGCCAUGUGGCCUCUCUGCUGCCACCUGCUGGUACUAAGGUGUUCCGACGCUUCACUGCAGGAUCACUGGAGAAGAUUAACCUAAAUAAGGACCUAAAGAAAAAACACGAUGAAAAGGAUUGCUGCCUGAAGCCAACACCUGAACUGCAGUCUGAAACAGCUCUGCCAUUUUUCCUGGGUGCCCCGCCCCCGGAGCUUCAGAAUGUCCCAUUGGAAGAUCUGGACCCGUUCUACCAAUCACAAAAGACAUUUGUCGUGGUUUCUGGAGACGUUCUCACCAGGUUCAACGCAGGGUCGUCCUUCUUCAACUUCAGUCCACUCAGUUUGUUCAGACGUUUGGCCAUCAAGAUCCUCAACCACAAGCUGUUCACUUUCCUCCUGUUGGUGGCGCUAUUGGCGAACAUGUUUUUCAACGUUCCAGAUGAGGCUUGGAAACUCAUUGUGGAAAUUACCCUUUUGUCUAUUUACACUACGGAGGCGGUGCUGAAAAUCUUAUCCAGAGGGUUUUGCUUUGGACCCUUCACUUACCUCCGAGACUCCUGGAACAGACUGGACUUGUUCAUCAUUCUCUCUGGUUUCCUUUUCCUUGGUGUUCCUGAAUUGUGGCUUCUGAAAUUUCUCCGAUAUGUGAAGAUCUUGGGGCUGUUUUCUGGCACUCGUCGACAUGUCAAAUUGUUUGGCCGUGUACUGCUCCGGUUGUGGGAUGUCUUCUUCCUGGCUCUCCUGAUCCUCACUGUCUUCUCGAUUAUCGGGAUGGGUUUAUUCCAAGGAUCUCUUAGAAACAAGUGUGUCAUAAACUGGUCCAAUUCCAGUUUACAGCUAAACACCGUAGACUUUGAAAAUGCCACGGAAGACUUUGACUUCAGAAAUUAUAUCAACAAUCAAGAAAACCACUACAUACAUCAACAGGAACCUAUGAUCUGUGGAAACAGCUCAAUGGCCAGCACAUGCCCAGAGGGAUUCAUCUGCAUUCAAACCAGCGAAAAUCCAGACUACGGUUUUACAAACUUCGACACUUUUGAAUUUGCAUUUUUGUCCACGUUGAGGCUCAUGAUGAGAGACUUUUGGGAGAAACUGGCUGAACAGGUGCUGUAUGGUGCCGGAACACCAAUGAUGAUUUAUUUUGUGGUGGCGAUGUUCAUCUGCUCGUUCUCGCUCACGGGUUUCAUCAUCGCUGCUUUUGUCAUAACUUUCAUUGAACAAACCAACAAAGAAGUUCAACAGGCAAAGCAGGACCAGAGAGACUACAAUGAGAUCCUGGCUGCUCUCAAAGACAAGGAUGAGGAUGAGCUCCCUGAAAAAAAAGAUCCAAAGAAGCAGAUGUGUUCUUCUUGCUUGCGACGUGUGUGUAGCUGUGACUGCUGUGACUGCUGGGUUGUGCUCAAAAAGGGACUGCAAUUUGUCGUUUUGGAUCCGUUCUUUGACCUGGCAAUAAUCCUUCUGCUCAUCCUCAACGUGUUAUUCAUGUCCAUGGAACAUUUCCCCCUAACCCACGAGUUUGAAUAUACUCUCAUGAAGGCAGAGUUGGUUUUCACAAUCCUCUUUCUCCUGGAAGUUGUUCUGAAGAUUCUGGCUGUGGGGCCUUACGCCUACUUUAAGGUCGGAUGGCACAUCUUCGACACAUUACUGGUCAUUGUGACUUUUCUGAACUAUGGCUUUGCUGAUGUUGAAGGAGAAUUUGCACUUGCAGGGUUCCACACUUUCAGGCUGUUCCGUCUGGCUCGCUGGUGGCCUGGUUUCAUGACGUGGGUCCGCCUGACUUGGGCUGGUCUCCGCUCUGUUUGGAUGCUUAUAGGAUUGUUCGCGCCCUCGUUGGCACAUGAGUGA